Larimichthys crocea (large yellow croaker) is the source of this 2992-nucleotide messenger RNA. It is a transcript of the gene alkbh1, whose product is annotated as alkB homolog 1, histone H2A dioxygenase. NCBI's taxonomy places the organism in Eukaryota, Metazoa, Chordata, Actinopteri, Sciaenidae. The record is from RefSeq and is a predicted model, not a curated record. The coding region runs from base 171 to 1310 and encodes 379 amino acids. Gene Ontology annotation, cellular component: cytoplasm; nucleus. Gene Ontology annotation, biological process: oxidative RNA demethylation. The transcript is spliced from 7 exons. Gene Ontology annotation, molecular function: ferrous iron binding; broad specificity oxidative DNA demethylase activity; oxidative RNA demethylase activity.
ACUGCCGCCCAGUAUGGCCGACAGUAUGAAUAGUUGAGUGUACUCACUGGCGGCUAUCGUCCACGGUAUUUUAGACACGAAGACCUCGAACACUCUCUUAGACGGCGCUGCCAUGUUUCGUCCUUGGUUCGGUGUUGCUACGAGGAGUGGGUUGAAAGGUCAGUGACGUCAUGGCGAAGAUGGCGGCCUCCCUGCUGGAGAGUGGAGAAGACGCGUUUCGAAAAGUCUUCAAGUUUUACAGGAGGAGGAAUCCUCCGCCGGACUACAGCCAGGUCAUCGACUUCUCCACAGGUGUGCCGAGUGACAAGAUAGUUCCAGCUAAACUGGACCUUGCUGCAGUGACUGAUGCAGAGGCUGCAAGGGUUGGAUUACAGCCUGUCAGAGACUGGAGAGCCUUUGGGCUGCAGGGCUACCCAGGAUUCAUCUUCAUCUCCAAUCCGUUCCUGCCGGGCUCCCAACCCUCCUGGGUCAGACAGUGUCUGAAGACGUACCCACAGAAGCCCAAUGUCUGCAACCUGGACAUGCACAUGUCUCCCUCUGAGACCCAGGACAUCUGGGGCAAGAGUGUACACAGCCUCAGUGUUCGCUCCUCUGCAAAGAGAGAACCAAAGACUCUUCUGGAGAGGCUGCGCUGGGUCACUCUGGGCUAUCAUUACAACUGGGACACCAAGACUUACUCCACCAACCAUUACACUCCUUUCCCUGCUGAUCUCCACUCGCUGUCCCUCCAAAUAACAGCCGCCUGUGGGUUCCCUGGUUUCAAUGCAGAAGCUGGAAUCCUUAACUACUACCGGUCUGAUUCAUCUCUGGGAAUCCACGUGGACGAAUCUGAACUAGAUCACAGCCGCCCCCUGCUGUCGCUCAGCUUUGGCCAGUCAGCCAUCUUCCUCCUGGGGGGCGUCUGCAGACAGGACGCCCCCACUGCUAUGUUCAUGCACAGUGGGGACAUGAUGGUGAUGUCGGGACAGAGCCGCCUCCUUUACCACGCCGUCCCACGCAUCCUCCCGGCACCUCAGGGACACAUGGCUUCAGUAAUGGAAGGCUGCGGUCUGUCCCUGCAGGACAGCAGUGGGGUGGAGGCGGUGUCAGAGGAGGACUGGGCGGUGUGCUGCAGGUACAUCCAGAGCUCCAGAGUGAACGUGACUGUCAGACAGGUGCUGGGGCCUGGGCAGAGUUUUCCAGAAACGCCCUCUUCUCACCAAAGGACUGAUGCAGGCCAGACAGCGGGGUACCAUGACAGAGCAGCAGAUGGAGAGAGUGAGAAAAGGAAGAGGAGUAGUAGCUGUGACUCUGAUGAUGCACAGACGUGAGACAGACCCCAAGCUCACACUCCUCUGCAGCGAUAUUUAUUAUUUGACACCUUGCUGAACAACAGAAACCUCAUGUCAGAUGUGCUCUUACUUAGUGUGUUACAAGAGGAAGAUCGACCCCUCCGAAGAUAGCAGAAUUUCAGAACCAGCUGCCCUGAACAGAGCAAAAACUGUGUGUAAAAAAACAAAAUCCAGAAUAUUUGUAUUUCAUUUAAUAAACGCCAUGUUGUUUCAAUGAAGCAGAUAUGUAAGGCUGAUGUAGUUCAGUGGCAGUAAAUUCAUUAUGGCUGUGUACUCAAGGACAGUAGUUGUCAUCAGGACUCCUAAGAUGGUUGGCAGAUGAUUUCUAAAGGUCACCAAAUGUUUGUGGAGAAUAAAAUAAAAUAUUUUGCCAAGCAGCUCCCAGAGAGGUCGACCCUUCAAGAACAUUCAAGACAUUCAGAAUCAGAAUCAGGUUUAUUGCCAAGAAUGUUUUCACAUACAAGGAAUCAGCUUUGGUAAAUUGGUGCUUAACAAUCCUAAACAGGAUAAGAAAAAUAUAAGUAAAGAUAGAACUGUAAGUAAAGCAGCAUGAAUGGAAAAUGAACAAUAAGAUGAGAAAUAUUAUAAAGACAGCAAGAGUCCAAGAGGUGUGUGUCAAUGGACCACAUAGUUUCAGGUGUGUAGAUAUGCGUGAGGAAAUAAGAGUCAGUGUCUAGGUGGAGGUCUCACGUCUUGUUGAUGAGGCUAGCUAUAGAUGAGUCAAAACUACAGCAUUUUGACGGGGCGCAGUAUCCUGCCGUAGGGUGUCUCAAACCGUUUGUGUCUGGGGUUGGAUGGGUCAGCCGCAAUCUUACCCACGUGCCUCAAAGUCCUUCCUGGUGGAGCACAUUUUCUGGAUCUCUGCUGGAGGCCAGACCAAAGGACAAAGAACUCACAAAGGAUGUGCUCCAGUCAUUGAUCACAAAUAAUUUGUAAUCAAAAGUGUUAUAUGCUUAAAUUAUUAAGUUAUCAAUACCAGUAAGAGGAAAAUCCAUCAAUGAGUGUUUGGUCUCUGAACAAUCUCUGGCUAUAUAUUUAAUAUUUCUCCUCUCGAUGAAGCUCCUCUGUUCUCUGAUCUGUCUUAGCGAGUGCUACAUUUCAACAUUGUGUAUUUUUAUUUUUUUUCUACAUGGACAGUUGACUACAGUAUGUGUCACAUUUUUUGUUCUACAGGUGAUGAAGCUGUUUUUUUUAUUUAUAGCCUCGUGUGACUGGAUGAAACAAGCUUUUAAUGUUCCUGGUGAAUUUGUAAUUGACACCAUCUUCCAAACGGUGUGUCACCUUUGAAUUUAUUGUGGGUUUGUGGUUGCAAGUUUUUGUCCUUUAGGUUCCCUCUCCUGAAAGUAAGCAUUGGUAAAGCCGAAACUAAGAAGAGAUGUACAGACAGACAUGUAGUUGGACUCAUUCACGUAAACGGUCAAAGGAUCAGUAUUGUAAACUGGAGCCACAGCAAUGAAUGCUUCCAAUGUGACGAGUAAAUUCUAAAAGUUGUCUGAAUUCUUUGGGAAGCCUGCUAAAGGACUUUCUUGAGUUCAAACGAGAUGAAGGCAUAGUAAACUAUCCAGGUCUGACAGAAUAGAACAAUACAGCGAUAUUAAAACAUAUUUGGUGUCUGUGACUCAAAGUUUUCUGCAAUGAAGGAUUAUUAGCAACAUUUCAGG